UCGAUCUAAAGCAAAUACAGAACUUGGAUUUUUUCUGCAUUGGAGCGAAGAUUGCAGAUUCAAAGUAUCUGCGUAUGGUUAUUAUGAUUGUCUAAAAGGGACUAAAAAGACAGAGAAGAGACUCCGCUGGAAAGAAAAUAAAAAUGGAUAAAGAUCCGGGAAGACUAAAAUAUAGAAUUCAUAAUUUGUACCUGAACUUUUUGGAGACGUACGGAAGGACAUCGCCUGAAAAGCUGAUUACCCUUCAUCAAAAAGCAUUAUUUACAUUUUGGAUGUCUACCGUUGUUUUAUGGGUCACAGUAAAACUAUGGAAAGUGUGCAGUAAUGCUUACAAGAAUUACAAAAAGAAAGAAGAAGCAGAAGAUAUUGAAAAAAACACUGACGAAGAGCAAAUCAAUCAAGAAGAUUUAUUUGCUCCUAAGGAGGAGAAUAAUUAUACACCUUUGCAGCCGGGACAUGUAUCUGAAAACCCUGAUGGCCCGGUCCAAGUUCAUUACAGUCCGGUUAAAACAAAUAAAAGUCCAUCAAAAUCAAACAUAAGCCCUGCUAAAUCAAACCCUAUUGAAUCAAUUUUUAGCCCGUUUAAAAAUAGUUCUUUUAGUCCUUCAAAAAACUGCAGUCCUUCGAAGAGAAAAGAUUACCUUGAUGAAAGCGCAUUUCAAAAGGAGCCAGAAGAAUCCCUAACGGACGUAACAGUGAAAGCCACCAUUUUUGAAAUGAAGAAGAUUGAAGCUACUAUCCAGGAUAAUAUACCAAAACUAAGUGAAGCAAAGUUAGAUGAAUUUAAGGAAGAUGAAAAGGAAAAUCUUGAUAACACGUCAGAGAAAGAUCCUAAGAAGCGAAUUUCUUGGACGAAUAUCAAGCUAGCCGUUUCUGAUGUUUUCCAAGCACACGAUAAGGAUCAACCGACAUUCGAGAAAUUUCUUUUCAAAAUGAUGAUAUUCGGUUGCUUUAUGUUUUACUUUUGGUUAACCGACUAUCUCCAUAUUUGGCCAAAAGUUGCAAAGCAGUAUUCACGAGAUAUGUUUGUGUUCCUGUUCUUUCUCCUUGUCUUUGUUGCUGUUGUUUUCUCCAUAAGGAAAGCGAAAGAUAAGUUGUUGCAUCGAGACCAAACAGAAGAAUGGAAAGGCUGGAUGCAGGUUCAAUUUGUUUGGUAUCAUUACUUCGAUGCACAAGAAACAUUCAAUUCCAUUCGUUGCUAUGUCGGCGCAUAUGUAUGGAUGACUGGUUUCGGUAAUUACAUUUAUUUUUCAACUCGCAAAGAUUAUUCAAUCUAUCGAUUGUUAAAGAUGCUGUUUCGUUUAAACUUCUUGGUGUUCUGCAUAAUGGCUGUAACUAACCACGUGUUUGUUCGGUAUUAUAUCUGUGCAAUGCAUACCUAUUGGUUUUUGUCAGUAUGGGCAGUAAUGGUGGCUUUUAAUAGAUAUAAUGACAACCCUAAAUUUGUUCUCCUGAAAUUUGGAAUUUACUUUGCUAUUAAUGCCAUGAUUUUCAAUAUACCUGGGGCGUCAGAGAAAGUAUUUACGCCAUUCAAAUGGGUGUUGCAUGAUGAUAAUGGCACCCUUCAUUAUUGGAAGUACAGAGCAUGGCUGGACCAUUGGUCGACAUUAGUGGGAAUGUUUUUUGCAUUCAACUUCCAGCGUUUAGAAAACUUUUUGAAAUAUUUGGAUGAAGACGAUCCAAAAACAAAACAAAAACGAGAAUCCAUACGUUACUUUAUAACCGCUAUUUUGCUUGCUAUAUUUGCAGUUUGGUUUUAUUUCAUUCUGCGGAAGGAAAAAAAUCCGUACCUGGCGCUUCAUCCAUUCACAUCUCCUGUUCCAAUUGUCAUUUACGCUAUUCUGAGAAAUAUACAUCCAGUAUUGCGGACAUAUUAUUUAAAUUUGUUUACAUGGCUUGGAAAAAUAACACUAGAGACUUACUUAUCCCAAAUCCAUAUCUACAUGAUGGGGAAUGCAAAGAUGAUAUUGGUAUAUUUGCCUCAAUAUCCCAUGUUGAAUUUUGCUUUAUCUACUUUAAUUUACAUUGGUGUAUCAUAUGUUCUCUUUCAUUUGACAGUUUUCUUCAGUAGUUACAUCUUCCCCAGAAAUGGAAAAGUUGUUAUAAAGAAUAUAAUUCUGGGAGGACUAUGGCUUGGUGCUUGCUAUAUGUUCUCUUAUAUUCUUACACAAGAACAUGUAUGGAACUCAAAGAAAUCUGGUUUGGAGUUUUUAAUAUGGAAGGUGAAAAAGUAUUGAUAACGAAGAAUAAAAUUAUAUAUAUAUUGAAUUAGAGGAUUAUAAUCUUAAUCUCGUUUUCGUAAAAUUAAAACAACAACAUUUUUAUUUCA
Molecule: messenger RNA, 2329 nt
Organism: Hydractinia symbiolongicarpus
Lineage: Eukaryota; Metazoa; Cnidaria; Hydrozoa; Anthoathecata; Hydractiniidae
Exons: 10
Coding region: 144-2237 (697 amino acids)
Source: RefSeq, a predicted model, not a curated record